Molecule: messenger RNA, 1122 nt
Organism: Candidula unifasciata
Lineage: Eukaryota; Metazoa; Mollusca; Gastropoda; Stylommatophora; Geomitridae
Source: the annotation of a GenBank genome assembly
AUGGAAGCUAAGAUUGAUGCAACAAUAGAUGAAGUCAUUUCAAAAGUGCACAAGAAAGAGUCAAAGAAGCAGUCUGCUGCUGCUGCUGCAACACAUAGUAAAAAGUAUAAGGGAAACAAAAGGCUGAUAGAUGUUACAAACAGGUCAAAAGUAAACAGAGAACUUGCUAAUAUACUAAUGGAUGUGGAACCAAAACCAAAAAUCGCCUUCACAUCUAGAACUAUACACGAAGAACGACAAGUAUUCUUUGACAUUUAUCACCAUGGAGUUGAUGAUGAAGACAUUAAUUAUCUUAAAAGAACUUAUGAUUCUCUGAUGCAGUCAGAAGAUCCUAUGUUUUAUUGGCUAAAUGACAUUUUAUGGGUAGACCAUCCUCACACUUGCAUUCCAGACCCACCUAAGAAAAGGAGACGAGUUGUUGAUAAAGUUCAUAUACACAAGACAGGCUGUGCUCGAACUGAGGGCUACUAUAAAAUAUCACUGGAAGAGAAGAUGUUAUAUUUAAGUAAUACCAAAAAUCUGGCCAUCCAACAACAGAAAGCAGUAGAAACUGAAAAACAGGAAGAUGUUAAGAAGAAACAACAGUCAUCAAGAGAAGUCCGCAAUGAGAACCGUCGUUUACAGGCAGCUAUUGCUCUCUUCCAGGAGAAUUUAGAAGUCAGUGAUCUACUCAAAUUUAAUCAACUCAAGUUUCGUAAGAAGCAACUGAGGUUUGCAAAAUCGGGCAUUCAUGAUUGGGGUUUGUUUGCCAUGGAACCUGUUGCAGCAGAUGAGAUGGUCAUUGAGUAUGUAGGGCAAGCAAUCAGACAACCAAUUGCAGACUUGCGCGAGAAGUAUUAUGAACAGACUGGCAUAGGAAGUUCAUACCUGUUUCGAGUUGACAAUGAGACAAUCAUAGAUGCUACAAAGUGUGGAAACUUGGCCAGGUUUAUAAAUCACAGCUGUAAUCCAAACUGCUAUGCAAAGAUCAUCACUGUUGAUGGACAGAAAAAGAUUGUUAUAUAUUCAAAAAGAGACAUUGAUGUCAAUGAGGAGAUUACUUAUGAUUAUAAAUUCCCAUUUGAAGAAGUUAAAAUCCCAUGUUUGUGUGGAGCUCAAGGAUGUAGAGGUUAUCUCAAUUAA